GCGCAUGCGCAAUCGGAUCGAACGGUAACAAAGCGAACAUACAAAGGUGGAGGACUGAAUGGCUUCCCGGAGAGGUUUCACGUUUACGAUCUUUAUACCUUUACAGAUUCAAAUAUAGCAUCAAAUACCUUACGAUUUGUCUUUAACAAAGCCCACGAAACGGAAGUUGAGUUUGGAGCGAUGGAGGGUUAUCUGGAGUGAAGAUUGAAGACGUGAUAGAAGAUGGACGACUACUGCUAUGCUAAGAUGGCGACGUCCGCUAAAAGAGAACAUGAAAGAGAAUCAGCGCCACCAACUUCCAGCAAAUCACCAACGGAGAUAAAGACGAAAGAUGAAGACAUCCAACAGAUGAUUAGUCAUCCAGAAGAACUUCCCCCUCAGUCGCCGGGGGGGAUCUCCACUUUGAAGCAGGAGACUCCACAACCACCCUGCAUUAAAAAGGAAGAGGAGGAUCUCUGGAUCACUCAGGAGGGAGAUUUUCUUCUAGGACCACAGGAAGCUGAUCUCACCAAGUUGCCACUGACUGUUGUCUCUGUGAAGAUUGAAGAUGAUGAAGAGAUACCACAACCAGACAACCUCUUAGCUCCACUAUCAGAUAGUGAGGCUGAAAACGAGGUUGAACUAACUUUAACCAGCGAUACAGACUGUGAAGGUGAUAUGAGGACUCAAACUGACAACAAACACUCUGAAUGCUCUAAAAAAAAGAGAGGUAAAAAACGUUUGACCUGCUCUGUUUGUGGUAAAAGCUUUUCUCAAAAGGGCCAUUUGAUUCGACACACAAGAACGCACACAGGAGAAAAACCAUUUAAUUGUUCGAUUUGUGGUAAAAGCUUUACUCAAAAAAGCAAUUUGAUUCCACACAUGACAACGCACACAGGAGAGAAGCCAUUCAACUGUUCAGUUUGUGCUAAAAGCUUUACUCAAAAGAGUAGUUUGACUCAACACAUGAAAACACAUACAGGAGAAAAAACAUGUAAUUGUUCAGAUUGUGGUAAAAGGUUUUCUCAAAGAAGUAAUUUGAUUCAACACAUGAGAACACACACAGGAGAAAAGCCUUUUAAUUGUUCAGUUUGUGAUAAAAGCUUUCCGCAUAAAACCAAUUUGAUUCACCACAUGAAAACACACACCGGAGAAAAACCAUUUAAAUGUUCAGUUUGUGAGAGAAGCUUUUCUUAUAAAGGCAAUUUGAUUCAACACAUUAAAUUACACACAGAAGGAAAAACAUUUAAAUGCUUAGUUUGUGGAAAAAUAUUUUCCAAAAAAUGCAAAUUGACUCAACACAUGAGAACACACACAGGAAUACAAAUCAUUUAAAUGUUCAGUUUUUGGUAAAACCUUUUUUCACGCCAUGGUUUGACUCAACACAACGAAAAAACAAUUUGUUGUGCAUUUUGCAGUUAAAGGUUUCAUCAUCGUGCAGACGCAGUAAGACCUAAGAACACACACGGGAGAGUAACCAAACAACUGUUUAGUUUGUGAUAUGUUUCUUAUACAAGACGACAUUCACCCGCACUCAGGACCUCCUCAAAACAAGUUCACUUCUUGUUUCACAAAUAUCAGAGGUAUUGCUGACGUCACAUCCGCUUUGCUUUGUCAUGGUGUGAUGCACAUGGAGGGCAAACAAGCUUAAACCUAGCAUAAAAUAUAGUCAAAGACGCGUUAGUAAAAUGUCGUUUUGCCGUGCUCUUCUUGAAAGUUCCAAACGUCCAAACCGAGAGAUGGGAAAGAGCUUUUAUAGAGUUCAGAUAGAAGUGGUUUCUUAAAGGUAAUAAAGUCAUGCAAACUACGAAUGCGCGUCGAGAAAUUGGCUGUCAAACAUGUCACUUUCAUCUUGUGAAGUAGUCUGUAGCGAUCACUUUGUAAAAUGUUUCAACAUUUGAUUUGUUUGAGAAACUUUCUGAAGUUCUUUACUAUGUAGGCCACAGGGGUGUCAAACAUACGGCAGGUUUUAUCCGGCCGGCGAGAUGAUUUUGGUAAGUAUAACAAUUAGCUGACAUUUUUGAAUGAAAUAAACUGCUAUUCUAAAUGUGUCCACUGGGUGUCGCAAUAGCAAUUCUUUGUAUCCCCUGCCGCACUCCUGCGCAUGACUUCAGAGGGGGCGGAGCUACGUGCCUGGUUAAGAUAGAGCUGUGUUUUUCAACCACUGUGCUGCGGCACACUAGUGUGCCGUGAGAUACAGUCUGGUGUGCCAUGGGAGAUUAUCUAAUUUCACCUAUUUGGGUUAA
Messenger RNA from Entelurus aequoreus (snake pipefish), 2225 nucleotides. RefSeq names its product gastrula zinc finger protein XlCGF8.2DB-like. The transcript is spliced from 2 exons. Bases 223 to 1314 code for a protein of 363 amino acids. Gene Ontology annotation, molecular function: DNA-binding transcription factor activity; RNA polymerase II cis-regulatory region sequence-specific DNA binding. The record is from RefSeq and is a predicted model, not a curated record. Lineage: Eukaryota; Metazoa; Chordata; Actinopteri; Syngnathiformes; Syngnathidae. Gene Ontology annotation, biological process: regulation of transcription by RNA polymerase II.